AUGGCCAAGCAUUCCACAUUGGUGUUCGCCCUCGGUCUCCCCAUUAAUCAGGCUGAUGUUCUCUUGAAGUCACAUACUGAUGUUGGCAGUUAG
Fusarium verticillioides 7600 is the source of this 93-nucleotide messenger RNA. RefSeq lists its product as hypothetical. The record is from RefSeq and is a predicted model, not a curated record. The transcript has a single exon. The coding region runs from base 1 to 93 and encodes 30 amino acids. Lineage: Eukaryota; Fungi; Ascomycota; Sordariomycetes; Hypocreales; Nectriaceae.